Onychomys torridus (southern grasshopper mouse) is the source of this 1402-nucleotide messenger RNA. RefSeq names its product adenylate kinase 9-like. The coding region runs from base 1 to 1263 and encodes 420 amino acids. The transcript is spliced from 8 exons. The record is from RefSeq and is a predicted model, not a curated record. NCBI's taxonomy places the organism in Eukaryota, Metazoa, Chordata, Mammalia, Rodentia, Cricetidae.
AUGUGGCACUUGGAAGAAAACUGGAAAGAUGGUGAAGAGGCUGAUAAUGAAGCUGAUGAGGAAGUUGAUGGUGAAGAUUCUGAAGUCCAUGAUGCACCUGAAGAAUCUGAGACACCUGAGAUUCAAGAGAACACCAGAGGGUCGUUGUUACCUGAGGAGUCAGAAGCAUUGGAGGUCCCAGAAGCAGAACAUGAACCUGAAGCAGCUCCCCCUGCAGCUGCUCACCUUUUGGCGCAGGCUCCUUUCCUCCCGUGUCGUCACUGGCGCAUCGGUCGGGCUGGCGAAGCUGUACUGCCGGAGUUCCCAGAAGACGCUUACCCCAACGUUCCCGAGAUGGAGCCACUGAAGGAGGAGCUGAAUAAUUACCUUCUCAUGUGGAAACAUCUGGAGCAGAUGAUUACAGAAAAUUUGAUUCAAAUCUUAACACUGGACAUUUCCAACAAGACACCAAAGGAACUGCUUCAGAAAGUGGUGGAGACGAUGGAAAAGCCUUUUCAGUAUGCUGCAUGGGAGCUAAAUGCGGAAGACUACGAUGAAGAAGCAGAAGACUACCAGGCUGAGGUAGAGAUCGAUGAGGAGCAGGAGGAGGAGGAAGAGGAGGAGGAGGAGGGUGAAGAAAAGAUUAAAGAAAAAAGGAGGCACUUAGGAGACACGAAACACUUCUGCCCAGUGGUUCUCAAAGAGAACUUCAUUCUACAGCCAGGCAACACGGAAGAGGCCGUUAAGUACCGAGAAAAGAUAUACUACUUUUCAACUGCUGAGGCCAAGGAGAAGUUUUUGGAGCAUCCUGAGGACUAUGUGGCCCAGAACGAACCAUUAAAGGCUCCUCCAAUCAGGAUGUGUCUUCUGGGUCCCCGCGGCUCUGGCAAAACUACGUGCGCAAGAAAGCUGGCCGAAAACUUUGGCGUUUUUCACAUUCAAUUUGAUGAGUUUCUCCAAGAAAAACUGCUGCUCAAGGCUGAAAGGAAAUUCGGACCAGAGUUUGAGGACGAUUCCGAUGAGGAGCAAGCCACAAAGCAAGAACUGGAGGAGCUCGCGGUUCAGGCGAACGUGAAGAUAGAAGAAGAAAGUACAAAGAAGCCGAUUCUAGAUGUGCAGUUCACAGAAGAGGAAGAGGCAAUCAAGCUGAGUCUAAUGGAGAACGAGGCCCUGCCUUCGGAGAUUCUAGACCCCAUCCUUUCUGAGUGGUGGCUUAAAGAACCAAUACGGUGCCUCCAUACACUGGGUUCUGUUUCUUACUGGGUUUCUUUACUUUGUUCUUAAUGGUCAAACGAUAGUCCAAUUCGCACCUACAAAUUUGCUCUUAUUCAUCCAUGUAAACCACACAUUAAAACCUCUGUGGAGCUUUUGAUGAACACUGACCCACCCCAAAACUAUUAAAUCAGAAUCUGCUGAAGUGUGA